GUUGACCUCCUUGCCAGAGAAGCCCCCAUCCCCAGCUAUUGAUUGGGUUUAUUACAAGACUGCAGUUGCUAAGGCUGGCAUAGUGGAUGAGUUUGAAAGGAAGGCUAAAAUUGCUGCUGAAUAUGCGCAGGCCUCUAAAUCCCGUAUUGUGCAGUCUUUAGAAAGAGAGCUCGAGAAGUUCAUAACCAUGAUUCCAUUUGAUCAAAUGACAUUUGAGGACUUGAAUAAGGUCUUUCCUGAAACGAAACUGGACAAGGAGAAGUAUCCAUAUUGGCCACAUAAACCUAUUGAAGACCUGUAAAUCUGUCUGAAAGCAGUUUCUGGUAACUGUCAAAUUCUCUAGAAUCUUUUAAAUAAAGUAAUUGUACAGGGCU
This is a messenger RNA of Chelonoidis abingdonii (Abingdon island giant tortoise), 374 nucleotides long. NCBI's taxonomy places the organism in Eukaryota, Metazoa, Chordata, Testudines, Testudinidae. The record is from RefSeq and is a predicted model, not a curated record.